Molecule: messenger RNA, 1992 nt
Organism: Saccharomycodes ludwigii
Lineage: Eukaryota; Fungi; Ascomycota; Saccharomycetes; Saccharomycodales; Saccharomycodaceae
Product: conserved putative beta-mannosyltransferase
Exons: 1
Coding region: 1-1992 (663 amino acids)
Molecular function (GO): mannosyltransferase activity
Source: RefSeq, a predicted model, not a curated record
AUGUUUUUUCUGAAGAGGAAACUAUCUUUCAAAUUUUUAGUUGUUUCACUUAUCGCCGUAAUAGUUGUAAUAACUCUCACAGUUAUCCAACCACACGCAAACAAUACCAGUAUUAAUACUAGUUCUUUAUCUAAUUUAUUCUCUUCCAACAUUAAAUCAAAAACUACUAACAACAAUGACAAUAAUGAUAACGAUAAUAUUAAUCACAACCAUAAUAACAAGGGGGGUUCUAAAAAAAGAAUAGUUGUACAAUCUAAAAAGGACUUAUUGAAUCCUAGCUAUCUUAACUCCAAGAAACUAAUAGACAAUGUCGAUUAUAAGUCAAAAGUUUCUCCAAAUUCUCCAUUUUCACCCUUCGUUAAUGAUGUUUUUACUAAAUACAAUGUACAAGGUUAUAUUAGUAAUCCAGAUAAUGUAGAUUUAAGCUUACCUGAAUAUUUACUUUCUGAAUCAGAUGAAGGAUCUAAAAAGGAAAAAAUGUGUUCUAUAUUGGAGUACGAUAACUACUUUGAAUAUUCUUAUGGUUCAAAUCAACUUAUUUUAAAUGAAUUAUCAGAUAUGAAAACUUUAAGAGAUGAUUUAUUAUACAAUUAUCCCAAGUGGUUCCCAUUUGUUCAGAAUAAAGACACGGAAGUGGAUUUAACGGAAGCUAGAAUAUUAGAUGAGCACUGGGUGAGAUUUGGUGGUAGUGCUGUUUGGCUAGAUGAACAUCAAUGUUAUUUAAUGGUAUCUAGAGUAUUAUAUCAUCCUUUUGGAUACGAAAAGCAUUGUAAAAUAUCCCUAUCUAGAUUAGAACUGUUUGAUAAAGAUUGGAAUCCGUUAAUAGGUAAGCGAAUUUGGUUCAGCGAUAUUUCAGUGAACCAAGCAGACUUGGAUAACAUGAUUAAUAAAUUGGAUAAUGAAGCCAUUGCAAAUGUCAAUGAUGAUCCAGAGCUGAAACUUAGAAGUCUGAAUAGAAAGAAAAAGUUCUUGAAUAGAUAUAGUGUUGAAUUUCCAACAUGGUUAGAUAUUGACAUGGAUUUAAAAGAUGGUGAAACCUUGGGGACCGAAGAUCCUAGAGUUGUGUUAUUAGGCAACGGUGAGCCAUUGGUUAUAUUCAAUAUGCUUGAUAAGGAUUAUAAUAUAGAUAAAACAACAAGAUCUAUCUAUAGUUAUUUCCCCUUUAGGAAAAUUAAUCCUCAACUAAAAUUUGUUAUUGAAGGCAGACAGCCCAAAUCAGUUGAGAAGAACUGGACACCUUUUUUGCAUAGAGAUGAUAUUGAAGAAACUGUUACUAGCAUUGAUAGAGGCCAUCUACACUUUAUAUAUUCGUUUAGGCCAUUGGAAAUAUUGAAAUGUUCAUUGAAUGAUGGCUUAUGUAGAUUAGUCUUUGAAAACCAGUUUUUAACCACACUAGAUGAAACUAAUAAUGAGGAAGAUAAGAAAUUGAAUCAAUAUGGUGGUAUCAGAGGUGGUACACAAUUCUUACCGUUGCCAUCCAGUUUACCGCAACUAUCCAAUGGAAGGCAAUUGUGGUUAGGCUUUCCCAAACUACAUAUAGAUUGGUGUGGUUGCGGUAAAUCAUUUUACAGGCCUAUGUUAAGUUUACUAAUGGAAAACGAUGGAGUCUAUAGCGAAGAGUUGAUUGUCCCGAUACUAGAUUUUGAUAUGGACGUUUUAAGUUUUGAUAGAAAGACUACCAAGUGUGACGGUCUAAACAAUUUAUCGCCCAAUUCUAUCUCUGCUUGGGAUGUAUUAAAUUAUGACACCAUCACUGGGAAGUAUGAAGAUUAUCUUGUCUUUACUAUGAGUGAAGCAGAUUACAAUACCAGAAGGAUUGUUUUAAAGGGUGUAUUAAAUUACGUUUUGGAAAUCUAUAAAAAUAAAGAGAUUAAAGAAUUAUUUGAAAUUACACCAGAUUCGAAAAAAGUUUUACAAAAAGCUUUAACCUGUAUCGUAGACUAUAGCAACGCGGAAUGUUCUGCAUAUGGCAAAGCUCAUCCUAAAGAUUAA